GUGUCUAUUAAGAGUCGGGGCGUGUCUUGCAGUGCGUGCCUCACGCCGAGGGCGGGGGGAGGUUCCAUUGGGCGCCGCGUUGCCAUGGCGACUCGGUGGGGGAUUUGGUGGCGUUGCUUGUACGCGGAUGGAGGGAGCAGCUGCUGAUCUCUGACACAUCCCCCCCCAUAGCAGCUCCCGCACUGCCAUAUUGUACCGGGACACGGUUCAUGCCGAGUGAUACGAUUGCAUGGGUCCGGUUACGGGAAUGACUCCUGACAAGAACGUAGAAACUCCCGGAGCAGAGAGAGUUGCAGGUUUGAGUCAAAUUGAUACAAUGGGUAGCCUGCCAGAAGAAGUUGGUGCAGCCAGGCCAAAGGCCUCUGCCGUGGACUGUGGCCCAGCAGAUGAAGAGCUGACAAAUUUGAACUGGCUUCAUGAGAGUACAAACCUGCUGAAUAACUUUAGCCUUGGAAGCGAGGGACUUGCAGCCAAUAAUCCAUUAUAUGACAUUGAAGGUGACAAUUCUCCAUCAGGUUGUCGAAACACAGAAAAGUCUUCUGCCUCCUCCAAACCUCCUUAUUCCUUCAGCCUCCUCAUUUAUAUGGCAAUUGAGCACUCCCCUAACAAAUGUCUGCCUGUGAAAGAAAUCUACAGCUGGAUCCUGGAUAGGUUUCCUUAUUUUGCCACGGCACCCACCGGCUGGAAGAACUCUGUCAGACACAACCUUUCAUUAAACAAAUGCUUUCGAAAAGUAGAAAGAAGUCAUGGAAAAGUAAAUGGAAAAGGAUCCUUAUGGUGUGUUGAUCCGGAGUAUAAGCCCAAUCUUGUCCAAGCACUGAAGAAACAGCCGUUUUCUGCAGCACUUGCAUUGUACACCCCUCCUGCCUCACCAACAAGUGUAUCCCCUCCACUUUGUUUAUCUUCUGCAUUGAAACAGACUCAAGGACACUCUGCGAAAGACUCUGACAUUGACGCUGCCACUGCAAUGAUGCUCUUAAACAGCUCUAUCAAGCACGAAGCUUUGGAUUGCCAGAAGCCUCAGCCUCUUAAGGCGGUGCUACCUAAGAAACGCAAUUACAGCAGCGCAUUCAAACACUGUGCUUCUCUGUCUCUUCAAGAGAGCGAUUCUACAGUCAUCAACAUCGAUCCCAAAGAGGAUCACAACUACAGUGCCAGUGGCACAGACUCUCAGCGAUGUGAAUCACGCUCCAGCGUGUCUUCCCUGUCCUCUGUCGACGAGGUGUACGAGUUCAUCCCAAAGAACAGCCACGCAGGAAGCGACGGCAGCGAAGGGUUUCACAGCGAGGACGACACAGAUAUGGACUAUGAGGAAGAUGCACUUGGUGACAGCGGCUACGCUGCCCAGCCCUGUAUAAAUUCUAGCAAAGAACAGCAUGGCAAAAAACUGCGAAAAGAAGCCUGCCAAGAUAUCGACGAUGAGCUUAAAGAGGCAGCAGGAUCGCUUCUCCAUCUAGCUGGAAUCCGCACGUGUCUAGAUUCCCUUUUAAAAACUGCAAAAGCCCAGUCCCAGAAGCAUAGAAAAUAGUCAGUCUGCCUGCCUGCAAGUUUUGCUGUAACCAGUUGUACUUUCUUUUCCCUUUCUCCAUCAACUCAAAGCGUGGCAAUAUUUUUCAGCCAGUUCUUUUAUUUUUUUUUUCUCUAGGAGAUCAAAGCCAUAAAAAAUUAGGCUUGUUUUGUAUUUGUUUUGCUUGUUCUCAGCUAUCUUGACUUGUUUGUUCUCCCAUGAUUACUGCCUUAGAAUAAUCACUUUUUUUUGUUAUGUAGCAGAAGUGCAUGACGUGCAAAAUUCCCCAAAAUAAGCUAUUUAAUAUUAUUGAAAUGUACCUGACUCAAUGGAUUCCUAAAAUCGUGACGCAACCCUCGCUAUGAGCUGCUGACG
Messenger RNA from Nanorana parkeri, 1882 nucleotides. RefSeq names its product forkhead box N2 (gene FOXN2). The transcript has 6 exons. NCBI's taxonomy places the organism in Eukaryota, Metazoa, Chordata, Amphibia, Anura, Dicroglossidae. The record is from RefSeq and is a predicted model, not a curated record. Gene Ontology annotation, biological process: regulation of DNA-templated transcription. Gene Ontology annotation, molecular function: DNA-binding transcription factor activity; cis-regulatory region sequence-specific DNA binding. Bases 230 to 1528 code for a protein of 432 amino acids. Gene Ontology annotation, cellular component: nucleus.